GACUUACGUAACGUUUGCUGAACGACUGGUUUUCACAUCCCUUUCCGGACGUGUAUUUCCAUCCAAACGACAUUGAAUCCAUUGUGUGAUCACAAUCUGUGAGAAGAUGUCUGCGAUCUUUCUGCGAUCACAAGAGACUCAUUGCUAUGAAGUCUCGCAAAACGACACCGUCUUUGACUUGAAGCUUUACAUCGAAAGCGUGGAGAAGAUCCCGAAUGAGGAUCAGGUGCUGUACUGUUGCGGUCGACCCCUGGAUGAUGACCAGGAGACUUUCGGCCGACGCCGCGGUCCCAACACUAACCAGACAUAG
Molecule: messenger RNA, 310 nt
Organism: Oppiella nova
Lineage: Eukaryota; Metazoa; Arthropoda; Arachnida; Sarcoptiformes; Oppiidae
Source: the annotation of a GenBank genome assembly